Molecule: messenger RNA, 958 nt
Organism: Drosophila sechellia
Lineage: Eukaryota; Metazoa; Arthropoda; Insecta; Diptera; Drosophilidae
Product: aprataxin and PNK-like factor
Exons: 3
Coding region: 60-875 (271 amino acids)
Biological process (GO): double-strand break repair
Cellular component (GO): nucleus; site of double-strand break
Molecular function (GO): DNA-(apurinic or apyrimidinic site) endonuclease activity; 3'-5' exonuclease activity
Source: RefSeq, a predicted model, not a curated record
AAGUAUAUUAGUUCUUGUGAAAUGCAAAUGUUUUGAAAAUUUUACUUAAUUUACUUAAAAUGAGUGCCACAGAAGCACUGGAAAAUGUUGCCAAUGAGGAGGCAGCUAUAAACAGACCUACAGCCGAAAGUGGCGCUAAACGAAAAUCCUCUGAAGAUAUCACACACAAUGGCAACGCAAAUUGUGGCGCAGAAGACGGCCGAAGAAAGCGCGUAAAAUCGGAGGAGCCUGUGGCGUCCAUCAAAGAUGAAACAAAUCCUGAAGUUCCUAUUAAAAUAAAAGCUGAGCCAGUAGAGGAUGCAGAGCAUAAAGAUGAUCUCACUGCUGAGCACUGCACUGCGAUCAAGAUUAAAACCGAACCACCGGACAAUGGAAAACCAAAUGCAGGUGCGGUGGUAAAAACUGAACCCAUUAAUAGCAAUGCACAGAACGCCGUCGACGAGUCCACCGUCUCCUCAAGCAGUAUUAGGACUUCUUGUCGCUUCGGCAUACGAUGCUACAGGCGAAAUCCGGUUCAUCGUAGUGCAGAAGCUCAUCCGGGGGAUCAGGACUACCGGCGACCAAACUUUCCAGCGCCACCCCUCGGAACUCCAGCUUGUCCUUUCGGUAACGCAUGCUAUCGCCGUAACCCAGUUCACUUCCAGGAUUACUCCCAUCCUGCGGAUUUCAAUUCCGCGCAGAACAUUCGAAAUCGUCUGCGUCAACGCCGAGCCCAACGGCAGAACGACGAUGACUCCGGGACGGAUGAGGAGGAUGAACCCUUUGGAGGCGACAAUGACAAGGAUGCGGACUACCGUCCAGGCGCAGAUAUAGACGAAGAUGAGGAUGAUGAGCUGGAUGAUAGCCAACCCAUAAGUGGGGAUGACUAUGAUUAGACUAAACAUUCAAAUUCGCUGUUAACUUAGAUUUUACGUUUCAUUUGCCAAAUAAUAGGCUUUAUAUAUUCUGUUAAUGAAAA